AUGGUUGGAAGAAACAAGACAACUGUUGAAGAGUUCAUUCUCUUGGGCAUCACAGAUAUUUGGGAGCUGCAGGUCACCCUGUUUGUGCUGUUCCUUCUCAUCUGUGUCACCUCCUUGGUGGGGAAUCUGGGCAUGAUUGCAUUAAUCAGCCUUGACACUCAACUCCACACCCCCAUGUACUUCUUCCUCUGCCACCUCUCUCUGGUAGACCUAGGUAAUUCCUCAGCAGUUGCUCCCAAAAUGCUGGUGAGCUUCUUUGAAGAAAGGAAAGCCAUCUCUGUGCCAGGGUGUGCAGCCCAGAUGUACUUUUGUGGAGUCUGCAUGAUUGCUGACUGUUACCUGCUGGCUGCCAUGGCCUAUGACCGGUACGUGGCCGUCUGUAACCCUCUGCUCUACGCAGCCACCAUGACUCAAAAGGUUUGUGUCCAGCUGGCUGUGGGAUCCUACCUAAUAGCUGCUGUGAAUGAAAUAGUGCUUGUCAGCUCAGUGUUCAGCUUACACUUCUGUGGCCCCAAUGUCAUCAACCACUUCUUCUGUGACAUCCCCCCGCUCCUGAAAGCUGCCUGUUCCAGCACCGCUGUCAGUGAAAGCCUCCUUUUUACCAUUGCUGCCUUUGUUGCACUCAGCACUUUAGCAUUCAUUGUUGUCUCUUAUGCUUGUAUCCUUGCCACUGUCCUGAGGAUCAGCUCCUCAGAGGGCAGGCACAAAGCUUUCUCCACCUGUGCCUCACACUUGACAUCAGUCUCCUUCUUUUACGGGACAAUGAUCUUCACGUACCUCCGCCCCAGCUCCAGCUACUCCCUGGAGCAGGACAAAGUGGUGUCUGUUGUCUACACCCUGGUGAUUCCCAUGCUGAACCCCGUGAUCUACAGCCUGAGGAACGUGGAGGUGAAGGAUGCUCUCAAGAGGUGCCUAGGAAAAGGGUUCCUUUAG
This is a messenger RNA of Colius striatus (speckled mousebird), 933 nucleotides long. Its product is annotated as olfactory receptor 5AR1. The record is from RefSeq and is a predicted model, not a curated record. NCBI's taxonomy places the organism in Eukaryota, Metazoa, Chordata, Aves, Coliiformes, Coliidae. Bases 1 to 933 code for a protein of 310 amino acids. Gene Ontology annotation, biological process: G protein-coupled receptor signaling pathway; sensory perception of smell. Gene Ontology annotation, cellular component: membrane. Gene Ontology annotation, molecular function: olfactory receptor activity; odorant binding; G protein-coupled receptor activity. The transcript has a single exon.